Molecule: messenger RNA, 2077 nt
Organism: Lacerta agilis (Sand lizard)
Lineage: Eukaryota; Metazoa; Chordata; Lepidosauria; Squamata; Lacertidae
Gene: TRMT2A
Product: tRNA methyltransferase 2 homolog A
Exons: 12
Coding region: 63-2003 (646 amino acids)
Biological process (GO): RNA processing
Molecular function (GO): RNA methyltransferase activity; RNA binding
Source: RefSeq, a predicted model, not a curated record
CUCCUCCCUCUGCCUGGCCGAGUCCCGCUGCCUGACGAGGCCUCCUUCGCCGCGAAGAGAUAAUGAUGGAAGACAUCAGUGGUGUGUGCCUUACUGACACAAAAACUGCAGUUCCUCUUGUGGAAAUGGAGAGUGCAACUGAAAAUCUAACAAAGGAAGAUGUGGGAGAAGAAAACAACAUGGAGAACACUUCAGAUACUUCCAAUAUGUAUAGAUAUAUUAAAGAUGACUUGUUUACGUCGGAGAUCUAUAAAGUAGAAAUUCAAAACCUCCCCAAAUAUAUUGGUUUUAAUGAAGUAAAGAAGUUCCUUGCCAAAUAUGGCCUUAACCCUCACAAGAUAAAACUGUUUGGGAGACAGACUUUUGCAUUUGUCACCUUUAAGAGUGAGGAGGAUAGGGACAAAGCUAUGAAGGUCCUUCAUGGGGUCCGGUGGAAGAACCGAAACUUAAGUGUGAGACUUGCAAAACCAAAGGCUGAUCCCAUCAUAAAGAAGAGGAAAAGAGAAGAGGAGGAGGGAGAGGAGAUGAAAGAGCAGACAGCAGCAAAGUGUUUGGCUUCAAAUAAUGGCAAAGAAGAGCCCCUGAGUAAGCAGAUAGCAGAUGUGGUGACCCCUUUGUGGAAUAUCCCAUAUGAGGAGCAGUUGGCAAGGAAGAAGGAAGAAUGUGAGCAAGUGCUGCUGAAACUGACAAGGGACAUAGGGAACAACAACCGAGCUCUUUUACCAUGGCUUUUCAUGCAGAAGGAGAAGUGCAAUGGUCUGUGUUGCUCCCUGGAAGGAGUGAAAGCAUCACCAUUACAGACUGAGUACCGCAACAAAUGUGAAUUUUUGAUUGGCAUAGGCCCGAAUCAAGAAGAUAAAACUGUGGGGUUUCGCCUUGGCAAAUACAAGGGUGGAACAUGUGCUGUAGUGGAACCAUUUGACACCAUUCACAUCCCUGCUGUAACCAAAAAGGUAGCAAAGGCUUUUCAAGAUUACAUAAGGUCUACAUCCUAUGGUGUCUACAGCCCAGAAACCUACAAAGGUCACUGGAAACAGCUAACGGUUCGCACUAGUAGAAAUGGCCACAUCAUGGCAAUUGCUUAUUUUAAUCCACAGAAACUAAAUGAAAAAGAGCUCGCAGAACUGCAAACUUCUAUGGCUAAGUACUUCACAGAAGGCACUGGAAAGGACAGUGGAAUAACUUCUCUCUACUUUGUGCAGGAAGGUCAAAGAAAAUCACCCAAUCGUGAAGAUUUGACCUUGGAGCACGUUGCUGGUGACAAGUACAUAUAUGAAGAUCUUCUUGGGCUAAAGUUCCGGAUUUCUCCCCAUGCUUUUUUCCAAGUAAACACACAGGCUGCUGAGGUUCUGUAUUCAGUCAUCCAGGAAUGGACCCAGGUGAACCAGGAGACGACUGUGAUGGAUGUUUGCUGUGGAACUGGAUCAAUUGGUAUUUCGCUUGCCAAGAAAGUGAAGAAAGUUAUUGGAAUUGAACUUUGUCAAGAAGCUAUUGAAGAUGCCAAAGUGAAUGCUCAGCUUAAUGAGCUAAAUAAUGUUGAAUUCCACUGUGGAAAGGCUGAAGAUCUUGUUCCUUACCUGGUUAACUUCCUGGCACUGCAGAAUUCCAUUACAAUUGUAGAUCCUCCUCGAGCAGGGCUGCAUUCCAAAGUAAUUGUUGCAAUCCGAAAAGCAGAACACAUAAAGAAGCUUAUUUAUGUAUCCUGCAAUCCUCGAGCUGCCAUGAACAACUUUCUGGACCUUUGUCGAGCUCCUUCAAAUCGUGUCAAAGGAAGCCCUUUUCGUCCUGUUAAAGCAAUAGCAGUGGACCUCUUCCCUCACACUAUGCAUUGCGAGCUGCUGUUCUUCUUCGAAAGAGUUCAGCAUUCAAGUGGCAAGCCUUCUGAAGCAGUCCAGAACUCAACUGAAAUUCCAGAAUUGAAAUUGGAAACAGCAGGUUCUACAGAAGAGGGCAAUGCAAACCUGCCUAAAGAAGAGGAAACCCCUGACGGUUCCAGCAAUUGAUAUUUAUGCCAGCUGGCUAGGCUGUGCCUAUUUUCAUUCUUAAAAAUCAAAACAGCUGCUGUCCUGUUUAGGAA